Molecule: messenger RNA, 9058 nt
Organism: Exaiptasia diaphana
Lineage: Eukaryota; Metazoa; Cnidaria; Anthozoa; Actiniaria; Aiptasiidae
Product: inositol 1,4,5-trisphosphate receptor type 1-like
Exons: 55
Biological process (GO): calcium ion transmembrane transport
Cellular component (GO): membrane; endoplasmic reticulum
Molecular function (GO): inositol 1,4,5-trisphosphate-gated calcium channel activity; inositol 1,4,5 trisphosphate binding
Source: RefSeq, a predicted model, not a curated record
GAAUGUUUUUUGGAGGGAGAAAGUGAAGUGUAUACCUUCCUUCUUUUGUUUGCUUUCUCAACAAAUUCCUACGUAGAGCUGCUAAUGGAAUUGUAACGACCUAACAACGACCAUGGCCGUUUCAUCUACAACCUGCACUCUGUUUUUGACAAUUUAGAAAGAUUGGGAAGGUUUACCUGGGGGAGAGAAAUGGCCCAACAAACUUGCUUUCUUCACAUUGGAGAUAUAACAUCACUGUACGCCGAGGGGAAUGUCAAUGGCUUUAUUAGCACUCUAGGCCUUAUAGAUGAUCGGUGUGUUGUACAGCCUAAUGCUGGUGAUCUUUCUAAUCCACCGAAGAAAUUUCGCGAUUGCUUGUUUAAGAUAUGCCCUAUGAAUAGGUAUUCUGCGCAAAAGCAGUUUUGGAAAGCUGCAAAGCCGACCACCUCUGCCACAGAUGCAGUAUUACUAAAGAAAUUGCAUCAUGCAGCAGAACUUGAAAARAAACAAAAUGAAACAGAGUACAAAAAGAUGCUUGGCAGCAUUGUGCAGUACGGAAGUGUUAUUCAGCUUCUUCAUGUUAAAAGCAACAAGUUCCUGACUGUGAACAAAAGACUGCCAGCUCUAAGAGAAAAGAAUGCCAUGAGAGUCACCCUGGACCCAAAUGGCAAUGAGGGCUCUUGGUUUUAUAUUUCACCUUUCUACAAGUUGAGGGCUGCAGGAGACAAUGUUGUUCUUGGUGACAUGGUUAUUUUAAAUCCAGUGAAUGCUGGUCAGCCUUUGCAUGCUAGUAACCUUGAACUUAUUGACAAUCCAGGCUGUAAGGAGGUUAACUGUGUUAAUUGCAAUACAAGUUGGAAAAUCUCUCUGUUUUUGUCUUAUGAAGAAAAUGAUGAAGAUAUUCUGAAGGGAGGUGAUGUUGUACGUCUCUUCCAUGCUGAGCAAGAAAAGUUCUUAACUGGYGACGACUACAAAAAGAAAUCUUAUGUCUUUCUUCGUACUACAGCUAGACAGACAGCAACAUCAGCCACUAGUUCCAAAGCUCUUUGGGAAGUGGAGGUUGUACAACAUGAUCCCUGCAGGGGUGGGGCUGGUCUGUGGAAUUCUCUUUUUCGAUUCAAGCAUCUAGCAACAGGAGAUUACUURGCAGCAGAGGUUGAUGAUGAUCCCACUAAAGAUACUCAGAGACUCAAAUUAAAAGCUUCAGGUCAAGUGUUUCAUCUUAUCCCAGUACCACAUGGCAAUGAAAUCGCUUCUAUAUUUGAACUGGACCCAACAACAUUAACAAGAUCUGAUGCUUUAGUUCCAAGAUGUUCUUACGUUCGCCURCGUCAUCUGUGUUCAAACACUUGGGUUCAUUCAACGUCAAUCCCCAUAGACAAGGGAGAAGAAAGACCUGUCAUGCUUAAGAUUGGCACAGCUAAUAUCAAAGAAGAUAAAGAAGCCUUUGCCAUUGUCCCYGUGCCACCWUUAGAAGUCCGAGACUUGGAUUUUGCUAAUGAUGCAAGUAAAGUACUGGCUUCCUUUGCCAAGAAACUAGAGACUGGGAACUACACACAGCAUGAACGAAGGUUUGUUACCCAGUUGCUGAUGGACCUAGUGUACUUUGUAACAGAACAUGACAGUAGUGGUGAGGAUAUCCUUAACAUUCUGGUAGAGACACCGAACAGAGAUCGCCAGAAACUGAUGAGAGAGCAAAAUAUACUAAAAGAGAUAUUCAAUCUGUUAAAAGCUCCAUUCAACGACAAGGGCAGUGGUCCUUUAAUGAAGAUAGAGGAACUGGCUGACCAGCGCAAUGCUCCWUUGAGRCACAUCUUUAGGCUCUGUUAUCGUGUUAUGAGACAUUCRCAGCAGGACUAUCGCAAAAACCAGGAAUACAUUGCAAAGCAGUUUGGAUUCAUGCAAGCUCAGAUUGGAUAUGAUAUUCUUGCUGAAGACACAAUCACUGACCUUGUACAUAAUAACAGGAAACUCUUAGAAAAACACAUCACACGAACAGAAAUUGAAACUUUUGUCAGCUUGGUGCGAAAGAAGAAGGAAUGCAGGUUUUUAGAUUACUUGUCUGAUUUAUGUGUAUCAAACCACACUGCCAUCCCAGCAACRCAGGAAUUGAUCUGUAAAACAGUACUCCAUCCAGCAAACUCUGAUCUCCUCAUAGAAACAAGGUUGAUAGAUGGUGAACUGUAUCUGGUUUGGGACUCUGGGAAACAUCUAAAAUCCCAGCGAGACCUUGCUAAAGGAGCUCGAAUGAUGAUCAAAGAAGACAUCAAAAUCCUUGACUACUAUCGUUAUCAACUAAAUCUGUUUUCUCAGAUGUGUCUGGACAGGCAGUAUUUGGCUAUCAACAACAUUAGUAAACAGCUUGAUGUWGACUUGAUACUCAGGUGUAUGGCUGACAAGGAGUUUUCAUGUGAUUUAAGAGCUGCAUUUUGUCGUCUUAUGCUUCACAUGCACAUUGAUCGUGAUCCACAAGAACCUGUCACACCYGUCAAGUAUGCCCGACUAUGGACUGAGAUACCUAAGGGAAUGACCAUAGAUGUCUAUGAUCAGCAUGAAGCUGUUGGGGAAGAACGUGAGGACAUCAGGAAAAGRUUUGAAGGCGUCAUUCAAUUUGUGGAAACUUAUCUGCACAAUAUCAGCAGCAAUGUUUUUGCAUUUAAUGACAAAGAACAGAACAAAUUAACAUUUGAGGUUGUGAAGAUAGCCAGAAACCUAAUCUAUUUUGGUUUCUAUGGGUUCAGUGAUUUAUUAAGACUUACUCARACUUUGUUGUCUAUCCUGGAUUGUGAGCAGCGUGGCUAUGCAGGAAUACAACAUCCUGCUAAAAGYGAUGAAAAUGCUAACAAGAUGGAUGUCACAAAAAGCAUCCAUAGUCUAGGGGCAGCUAUGACAAGGGUUGCCUUUGGUGGGAGCCUAGAUCCAUGGGGGCUCAUUAAGCAUGCUGAUUCWGGUCCCAAAGUGGAGGGGGACACAGACCAUGUUGUCAUGGAAACCAAGCUGAAAGUCAUUGAGAUCUUGGAGUUUAUUAUGAAUGUACGGCUGGACUACAGGAUCUCUAGCUUGCUGACGAUAUUCAAAAAAGACUUUGAUGAAAGUAAUGCAAAUAUUGGUGAAGUUGAUGGUGAUACAGGGAUUGAUCUUGAAAACAUCAGUGCUCAAGCUGAAGCUAUCUUUGGAGGUUCUUUGGGCUCAUCUGAUAUUGACCUUGACCUUGAUGGUCAGGGRGGACGUACCUUCCUAAGAGUACUUCUGUAUUUGUGUAUGCAUGGCUACCCCCCUCUAGUUACAGGUGCAYUACAGCUUCUUAUGAGACAUUUCAGCCAGCGACAAGAAGUCUUACAGGCUUUUAAACAGGUCCAACUUUUGGUGUCUACUAGUGAUGUUGAAAACUACAAACAAAUCAAAACAGAUUUAGAUGAACUGAGACUUCUUGUAGAAAAGUCUGAACUUUGGGUUUAUAAGAGUAAAAAAGAUCUUGUCUCUCCGUCACCGUCAAGCAAAGAAAAGAAAAAAGACAAGAAGAAGGAUAAAAUCAAGGACACGAAGGAUGAAACUAUUGAUAAAGAUAUGCCUCAGAUUGAGAAAAACAACAGAGAGGAUAGUGACUCCGAUGAGUCAAUGCGAAAACGGUUGUCCAGUGACAAUUCUAUUGARCUGGAAGUUGAGCAUUCUGAAUCCAUGACUUUGAAAAACUACAAAAACGUUGAAGCUAUUCUUCAACGACUAAGUUCACUGUGCAUAUCUUAUGGRCCUGACGAUGUCAAGAAGAACCGUAAACAUGAACAGAGGUUGCUGCGCAACAUGGGUGCACAUACUGUAGUCUUAGAACUCUUACAAAUCCCUUAUGCCAAGAAUGAAGAUGUUCGCAUGGAAGACAUCAUGGUCUUGGCCCACCAGUUUCUACAAAACUUCUGUCUUGGCAAUCAACARAACCARUCAUUGCUUCACAAACAUCUAGAACUCUUCCUUACCCCUGGGCUUCAUGAAGCCCAAACACUACGYUACAUAUUCAAAGACAACUCUGCGCUGUGCUACGAGGUUACAGAAAGAGUUGUACAGCACAUUGUACAUUGUAUUGAGUCUCAAGGUCGCCAUGUUGAAUAUCUUAAACUGCUGCAGACUCUAGUCAAAGCAGAAGGACAGUCCAUUAGAAAGACACAGGAUAUUGUCAUGGCAGAGCUGGUUAAUGUUGGCGAGGAAGUGUUGGUAUUCUACAGUGAGACUCAAGCAUUYAACAACUUUAUUGAAAUGAUGCAGUCAGAGAGAGAAAGACUUGAUGAAUCAGGAUCACUUCUUUACCACAUCAACUUAGUUCAGCUUUUGGCUUGUUGUACUGAAGGGAARAAUGUCUACACUGAGAUCAAGUGYCAUAGUUUGCUMCCUCUAGAUGACAUUGUCAGGGUUGUCACUCAUCAUGAUUGUAUCUCUGAGGUAAAGAAUGCGUAUGUGAACUUCCUGAAUCAUUGCUACGUGGAUACUGAAGUCGAGAUGAAAGAAAUCUACACAAGCAACCAUAUAUGGACAUUGUUUGAAGACUUUCUUGUGGACAUGGCCAGAGUUUGCAAUUCAGUUGACCGUCUACAUGUGGAUAGUAUGUUAGAGAAAUAUGUGACUGAAACCAUCAUGAACCUAAUUACAUUCUUCUUCAACUCACCUUUUUCUGAUGCCAGCACAACUAUUAAGGCACGUCAACCAGUAUUUGUCAAACUUCUCCGUGGUGCAUUUAGAGUGUCCCAGUGUUCAUGGUUGUCAGGAUCUCAGAAGUAUCAUGUCGAAGCAUGCAUUAAAGCCCUGUCUGAUAUAGCAAAGACACGUGGGAUUGCUAUACCAGGUGACCUMGAGACUCAGAUCCAGGCCCUUUUUACUCGAUCACAGCUUGUUAUGAAACAUACACGUCAGUGGCUGAGUCAUGGAAGGGGACGACGGGAAUCGACAAUGCACUUGUCACGUGACUACAGAAGUAUCAUUGAAGGACUCCAGGACAUUGUAUCGUUGUUAGAAGAUCAACUUCGACCUCUCAUACAAGCCGAGUCAUCAUUACUGGUUGAUGUGCUGUACAGACCUGAACUAAUGUUUCCUGGUCAUUCAGAGGCCAGGCAGAAAGCAGGAGAUGGUGGUUUUGUUUCUAGGUUAGUAAGUCACACAAAGCAGUUGCUUCAAAACAAUGGAGAAGCACUUUGCAUUUCUGUAUUGCAAACUUUAAGAGCAAUGAUGGCUCGAGAUGCUGACUUUGGUGAAAAGGGUGAAACCCUUAGAGUYUCUUUAUUAAAGCGCUACUAUGGAACCAACUAUUCAAUGUCACGUGAUCAGAAGAAAAUUCCUGCUGCAAACAUCGCUAAAAAAGGGUCACAACUCCCUUCCUGUAACAGUGGCCCUGGUGCUACGUUUCUGUCUCGUUCUGGCGUCACUCUAUUUGAAUUACAGUGCCACCUUGAUGCAUGUGGUCUAUCUGAUUUAAUUGUUGAUUUGAUAACAACAUCACCAAAUCAUCGGAUUUUCCAGGAAGUUAUGGAGGUUGCAAUUGCGUUACUUGAGGGAGGGAACCCUGUUAUCCAGAGAUCUUUUCUCCAUCGCUUCAUGACAGACAAGGACUGUGAGGCUUUCUUUAAGUAUUUGAUGGACAAAAUGACUGAAGCAGAAGCCGAAGUCAAAGCCAAYGUYACKGUGCAAACAUCUGAGAGCACACAAACUGUUCCUAAAAAAACUGAAAAAGAUACCAAAGCUGAUGAUGCAAAAAGAGGAGUAUUUAUAGGUGGAAGAAGGGACACACUAUCAACUAGUUCUUUGACAGGAAUCAGUGAAGAAAUUCGUGAACAGUURGUAGAUGCAGCAUCACACACAGGAAAAGCUUAUGCUGCUGUAAGAAGAAGUAGAGAACCAGAUGCUGACACUGAUGUAUCACAGAGAUUUCCUUCAACAAGUGGGUUUGGCUCAGACCUUGGUUUUCCUGGUAGUGGGUCAGGUAAAGGUGACUCUAAGACAAUGGCRCCAGAGGUCAUUGCUAUGAAACCAAUAUUACGCUUUCUACAACUUCUCUGUGAGAACCACAACAGGGAUCUUCAGAACUACAUUCGUCGACAAGAUAAUAAUAAAACUAACUACAACCUAGUGCAUGAGACCCUGCAAUUUCUGGAYUGUAUUUGUGGUAGCACAUCAGGAGGGCUUGGUCUACUUGGUCUUUAUAUUAAUGAAAACAAUGUUGGAUUAAUCAAUCAGUGUCUAGAUAGCUUGACAGAGUAUUGCCAGGGACCUUGUCAUGAAAACCAGGUAAUUAUUUUAUCUAUAUCAGGGGGGGGGAGUGUGAUGAUCCGUUCGAGCGGGACAUCAUCGAGAGGCUUAUCGAAGAAAUUAGAAAAUGGCGGCUUAUUGGUCUUACUUAACGUUGUGUCAUCACGACUGACAUCACGUUCAUUUGAUUAUCUGAAUUGAUAGAAAUACUUGACAUACUUGUAAAUUAACUUCAAAUACACGUACAUGGUGGAUGUCUGCAAGCAGGCUUACCAUCAAGAAGACUUGUUGGAYGAAGAAGAAACUGAAGUUUCACCUCGUGAUGUUGGACAUAAUAUUUAUAUUCUUGCUACUCUGUUGUCYCAACAAAAUAAAGAGCUUGCUUCRCUCCUCAAAGUUGGCCCACAUGUGGAYUCUGAAGUUGAUGACUUUUCUGGGGAUAGUGCGCUUGACUUUUACGCCAAAAAUACAGCACAGAUUGAGGUUGUUCGGCAAGAUCGUAUAAUGGAACAAAUYGUGUUUCCUGUCCCUCAAAUCUGUGAGUUUUUGACAGAAGAAAGYAAAACAGUGGUGUAUACCACAUGUGAACGAGAUGAUCAAAAUAGCAAGGUGUCUGAUUUCUUUGAUAGAACAGAAGAUUUGUACCAAGAAAUGGAGUGGCAAAAGAAGCUCAGAGAGCAUCGUCUAUUAUUUGGUCUUAGUAGUCGUCUUAGUUUAUGGCAACAGAUAUCUAUCAAUCUGUCAGUGUUAAUCAAUGUUCUUGUUGGGUUCUUUUAUCCYUUCUCUGAUGGACCUGGAGAAUUGGAUCCUCGUCUGUCCGCUCUAGUGUGGCUGGCCAUGCUAGUAUCUUUUGUUAUUAUAGUAACCUUCCCACGACCCUCAGGAAUUAGGACAUUCGUUGGAUCAACUAUAAUUAGGCUCAUCUUUUCUCUUGGUCUUGAACCUACAUUGUAUGUACUUGGAGUUGCAAAUGUCAUCAAUAAAGCUGUUUCAGUGAUAAGUUUUGUGGGUAAUCAUGGAACUUUUCAGUAUGGUUUUCGWCGUAUGCUCACAGACAAAGAACUAGUUUUACAUUUAACAUACUUUGGUUUUGGUGUCCUUGGUCUUACUGUGCAUACUUUCUUUUAUUCAAUUCUUCUACUUGAUGUAAUAUUCCGUGAGGAGACACUGUUGAAUGUSAUACGUAGUGUAACUCGUAAUGGUCGUUCCAUUAUCUUGACUGCACUKCUUGCACUUAUUCUUGUKUACAUGUUUUCUCUUGUGGCAUUCUUGUUUCUUAAAGAUGAUUUUCUGGUAGAAACAGAUCCUCCACAGGCAAUUGCRCAAAUAGGCACUAAUUCUUGUACUGCAGGAAACAAAUCUUGUGAGGAAACAUUCACAGUUAGUAAUCAUUUAAACACCCUAGCUUCCAAAAGUGAAGAGGACAGCAGUUCUGUUAAAGAACGAGCUUGUGAUACACUUAUMAUGUGUAUAGUAACUACAUUAAACCAAGGWUUACGGAAUGGUGGUGGUAUUGGUGAYGUGUUACGACGGCCAUCAAGCACUGAAAAGAUGUUUGCUGGUCGSGUCAUUUAUGAUUUGCUCUUCUUCUUCGUGGUGAUCAUCAUUGUACUAAAUCUCAUUUUYGGUGUCAUUAUUGAUACUUUUGCUGAUUUGAGAAGUGAAAAGCAGACAAAGGAUGAGGUCUURAAAAACACUUGUUUUAUUUGUGGUCUUGACAGAUCAGCUUUCGAUAAUAAAUCUGUUUCGUUUGAGGAGCACAUUAAAAAUCAACACAAUAUGUGGCAUUACCUUUAUUUUAUUGUUUUACUGAAAGUAAAAGAUCCCACAGAAUUUACAGGACCAGAGAGUUAUGCCACACAAAUGAUUAAGGAAAAGAAUCUUGACUGGUUUCCAAGAAUGCAGGCCAUGAGUUUAGCUAUUGAYGAAGGAGAAGGAGAGCAAAAUGAGAUGCGCAUUCUAAAUGACAAACUUGAAAACACUGCCAAAUUAGUUGCGACUCUUUCUCAGCAGCUGAUGGAGCUCAGAGAACAGAUGACAGAACAACGAAAACAAAAGCAGCGAAUUGGUCUUCUAGGCCCCCACAAUGGCAUGCUWCCAAGUUCUGCUAACAAUUUCAAAAUGUGACAUUUGAAUGUAUAAAACAUUAUUUGUUGAACCAUGCAUACAUAAAAUGAUGUACUUGGGCCACAGUUAUUUAAUAAUUAAUCAAAACAAUCGAUAUUUUCAACUGUAUUUUAUGACAAUAGUAAAUUUGGAUGCAUACAUUCAGUAGGAAACAACAAUAUUUUCAUUCUUAAUAUUUACACUAAGCAAAAAUAACACAAGCAAUGAGAWUAUAGCUUGCAACAAGCCAGAGUUCCAAAAAACAGAAAAAUAAAUAUUUCAGAACUCUUCUCUGACCUUCUACUACUGAAAAAUACAAUAUAGAUAGAAAAAUGUACUUGGAAUGCUGGAUUUAAUAGUUGACAAUUGAAAGUAAGUAUUUUACAAAUUAAUACAUGGAAUAUAUUGUGAUCAAGAAACAAUUAUUUAAUAUGGACUUAGUAAUUAGKUAUUACAUUUUAUAGGAAUUAAUAGUCAAAAUAGAUAAUUAUUUGUGCAUUUAAAUAUUAAUUAGUUACAWUAUAAAUUUAUCAAGCAUAUUUUCUUCUACUGAUAUGAUCAUGAUUUUUAUUAGUAUAUCAGGGAAAUGCAAAAUUAAGUUUGCAUCGAAUAGGUAUGGAAUAUUUUUGAUUUGCUGUCAAUUGUGAGGUGAUUAUUUAUAAGUAAGGUUUUUUGAUAUAUUGCUUUACUGUGAAGAGAUAUUGUAARAAUGUGGUUCGCACAAUAAAAUAUGAAAGAAAUGGCA